This is a messenger RNA of Hevea brasiliensis (rubber tree), 501 nucleotides long. RefSeq lists its product as uncharacterized. NCBI's taxonomy places the organism in Eukaryota, Viridiplantae, Streptophyta, Magnoliopsida, Malpighiales, Euphorbiaceae. The coding region runs from base 1 to 501 and encodes 166 amino acids. The record is from RefSeq and is a predicted model, not a curated record. The transcript has 2 exons.
AUGGGAAGCACAGGUGCUAUUUAUGAAAAAGAUGGCACACUCAGACUAUGUAUUGAUUAUAGGCAACUAAAUAAGGCAAAUAUAGUAGCAAAUGCUUUGAGCAAGAAAUCCAUAGUAGCAUUAAGAUCAUUGAAUGCCCGCUUUUCUUUAACACAAGAUGGAGCUAUUAUGGUUUCGUUGCAAGUGAAACCUAGUUUACUUCAGCAAGUGCAAGAAGGGCAGAAACUAAAUGAGAAGUUGAUGACCCUUGUGGGGCAAAUACAAAAAGCGAAGGAAAGUGAAUAUGAGAUCAAGGGAGAUGGUUAUUUGUACCAUAAAGGGAGAAUAUGUGUAUUUGAUGAUGGGGAAAUUAAGAAAAGCAUACCUAAAGAAGCACACAAUAGCUUUCAUGCUAUGCAUCCAAAGAGCACAAAGACAUACCAGGAUUUGAAAGCUCAGUAUUGGUGGCCUGGGAUAAAAAAGGAUAUUGUGGAUUAUGGGGCAAAAUGCUUGAUAUGCUAG